AUGAAGGCGAUGAAGGCAAAGGCAAGAGCCAUGACGCCGAUGGCGGCGAUGAAGAGGCCGGCUAAAGCGGCGAUGAAGGCCGCGAAGGCUAAGAAGAGGAUCAGCAAGGUUGGCACGAAGGCCCAGGUGCUCGCGGGCAAAAGGGAGAAGACUAAGUGGGGUCUGCGGAAGGAGCACCUCGUGAAGAGCAAGAAGGGCAAAACCGUGACCAAAAGGAAGAGCGCCGUUGGCAAGAAGGCGUUCGAUCAGAACCUUGCAAAAUGGAUCCUUUCGUUCAGGAGGGCGCGAGCGGAGCUAGGCCUUACUGGAUUCGUGCUUGUUAAGAAGGGGACGGCCUUGUAUAAUAAGACCAAGGAGUACUACAACAUUGCCGCUGGAUCAUAG
Molecule: messenger RNA, 384 nt
Organism: Prorocentrum cordatum
Lineage: Eukaryota; Dinophyceae; Prorocentrales; Prorocentraceae
Source: the annotation of a GenBank genome assembly